Molecule: messenger RNA, 1134 nt
Organism: Plenodomus lingam JN3
Lineage: Eukaryota; Fungi; Ascomycota; Dothideomycetes; Pleosporales; Leptosphaeriaceae
Biological process (GO): rRNA base methylation
Molecular function (GO): rRNA (uridine-N3-)-methyltransferase activity
Source: RefSeq, a predicted model, not a curated record
AUGUCCAAGACGAAGACCAAACGCGCACGCCGCGAACUCAAACGAGACGGGGACCGCAAAAUCGCCGCACACCACCGCAAAGUCGCCAAAGCUGCCGAAACGGCCGCCACCGCCGCCAAACCUUCCUCCAAGCCCAGUUCCGCAAAGAAGCAAAAGACGGGCGCAAGCAGCGCAGAAUCAAAACAAGACGCAGCCGGCAUAGUAACGAAGCCGCCUGUUCAGGCAUCGCAGAAACACGCCGUACCCUUUGGGCCAUACCAGCACAUUCUCCUCGUGGGCGAAGGCGACUUCAGUUUCACGAGAAGCUUGGUGGUUGAGCAUGGGUGUGCCAAUGUAGUAGCUACGAGCUUCGACACGGAAGAAGAAGUACGGGAAAAAUAUCCAUCGUUUGAAGGAAUCGCGCGGGAAUUGAGCAGCCUGACACCCCCGGUUCCCAUUUACCAUGGCAUCGACGCCACAAAACUCAACUCCUACAAGACACUGCGCUGCCAACGCGAUAGCGACGACGACGCCGAUCCCGACGAUGCGGAUAUUGCUGUAGACGGCGAGAGGACAGGGGGAGCGGGCAAGAGGGCAGAAGGCUGGGAUAUCAUAUGUUUUCAAUUCCCCCACACGGGCGGACUCAGCACCAAUGUCAACCGCCAAGUCCGCAGCAACCAAGCCCUGCUCGUCGCCUUCUUCAAAGCCUGCCUCGAUUGCUCGACGCCCAAGAAACGCCUGCAGCUCCUCCAGGCACAGGCCAACCCCGCCCUCCCCCGUCCCCGCCCCUUUUUACGCAUGGGUGGUAAAAUCAUCGUCACCCUCUUCGAAGGCGAACCCUACACGCUCUGGAAUAUUCGCGAUCUGGCACGCCAUGCGGGGCUCAAGGUGGUCGAGAGCUGGAAGUUUGACGCCAGUCAGUAUCCCGGGUACACGCAUAUGAGGACGCUGGGGGCGAUUGAGGGAGGGGGUGGGUGGAGGGGUGAGGAUAGGGAUGCGAGAAUGUAUGUGUUUGAGAAGAUUCCGUUGGUGGCGGAUGAGGACGAGGAGAAGGAGAUGCAGAAGAUGGCGAGGAAUGCGCGGGGUGGACCGUUGCCUUCACAAAAGCUGGCGGCGAAGAGGGCGAGAGAGGAGGACGAGGACGAGGAAACUUGA